Molecule: messenger RNA, 1887 nt
Organism: Mesorhabditis belari
Lineage: Eukaryota; Metazoa; Nematoda; Chromadorea; Rhabditida; Rhabditidae
Source: the annotation of a GenBank genome assembly
AUGGAUUACCAGAGCUCUCCACUUGUGCUCGACCAGCCACCUUCGCAACAGGCUGAUCACCAUGCUACAACCACACUCCUCGUUAACGCUAAUCAACACCACAAUGCCUCAAUGGCGGCCCAGCAGCAAGCCCUUCUCGCCUCAUACGAUGCGCUUGCUCAACUCGGCUAUCCAUCGGUGACAUCGGGUGGAAUGGGAGGGAUGAGUUCAAGUGGAGCACUUCAAACGAUGGACUCAUCUUCCUAUUAUUACACCACUCCGCAACAUCAACCCGAGAUGUGGCAAGCGCAAUUCGCGCAACUCCCAUCCAGCUUCAGCCAGCUUCCCCAAUCGCUCGUCACUCCGAGCACACCGACGACAAGGCAUUCGCUUAUUUAUGGCCAGCAUGGGCUACAACAUUAUGCAAUGGAUCCCUCCUUCUACACCCCGAACGCCUCGUCGUCUUUCGGUGAUGCCAAUUUCUAUCAUCAGCUCGUUCAUCCACAAAUCUCUGAACCAAUCCCCAUCGAACCGCCGAAACCACUCACGAAGGAAAAGAUGGCGCAUUUCUUAUCGAAUCGCGAUCGUUUAGAGUGUCGUGUGUCGAUCUUUCACGCAAAAGUCGCCCAGAAAUCGUAUGGAAACGAGAAGAGAUUUUUCUGCCCACCCCCGUGCAUUUACAUCGAGGGUGAUGGAUGGAAAGAGAAGAAAUCCGCCGUGCAAUCGCUUUACAAAGAGUGGAGGUUACAACAAAAACGUCUCAAUCAGUUCCCUGAGUACACACCAGAACAAGAAAAACAACAAGAGGAACAGGCAGCUGAAUUGGUUUCUUAUAUUGGAAUCGGUGGCUCAUCGGAUCAAGACAAACAAACACUCGAUUUCACGAAUGGAAAGGAAUAUUGUGCAGCGAAAACUCUUUUCAUCUCGGAUGCAGAUAAACGAAAAUACUUUGAGUUAAACGUUUAUUUCUUUUACGGAUGCCAACAUCAAAUUGGGAUUUUUGCUAGUCAAAGGAUAAAGGUGAUUAGCAAGCCAUCCAAGAAAAAGCAAUCGAUGAAGAAUACGGACUGCAAAUAUCUUUGUAUUGCAUCGGGAACAAAGGUAGCUCUCUUCAAUCGUCUCCGUUCACAAACCGUUUCCACUCGCUAUUUGCACGUCGAAGGCGGGGCUUUCCAUGCUAGUUCAUCUAAAUGGGGCGCUUUCACUAUUCAUUUAUUUGAUGAUGAUCCAAAUUGCGCUGAAUCUGAGAAUUUCAAUGUGAAAGAUGGUUUUAUUUACUAUGGAGCCGUCGUGAAAUUGGUGGACUCAGUCACGGGGAUCGCCUUGCCGAAGCUCAGGAUAAGAAAGGUCGACAAACAGCAUGUGAUUCUGGACUUGGGCGUCGAGGAGCCCGUGUCACAGCUGCACAAAUGCGCUUUUCAGAUGGUCGAUAAUGAGAUGGUCUACUUGUGUUUGAAUCACGAUAAAAUCAUUCAGCAUCAGGCAACUCGGAUAGACGAUCACCAUCAUCAGAUCAACGAUGGAGCCGCAUGGACGAUCAUUUCCACGGAUAAGGCUGAGUAUGCUUUUUAUGAAGCAAUGGGCCCAGUGAGAGACGCGGUCACACCCGUCCCUGUUGUCAAUUCGAUCGAUAUGAUGCAAGGCCAUGAAAACAUUGCCCGAAUCGAGCUGCAGGGGAUUAAUUUCCGGCAGAAUAUGAAAAUUUGGUUUGGCACGACUCCCGUUGAUACAAUGUUUAGAUCAGAUGAAUCAAUGACCUGUGUCGUGCCAUCGCUUGCACUUGUUCGAGAAGAUUUCUCGAAUCCAGAUACACUUGAUGUGCCAAUCUCUCUCGUUCGCGACGAUGGCGUAAUCUACUCAACGAAUAUGACAUUCAGUUACAAGACAGUUCUCCCGCCAAGACGUUAU